AUGGCACAACAAAAAGCAGAAUGGGGAAAUCAAAUGAAAAAUGAAGGUUUAGAUGAUAUGACAUUAUUAUCAAAAGUAACCAAUGACCAAAUUUUAGAAAAUUUAAAGAAAAGAUUCGAAAAAGAUAUUAUUUAUACAAAUAUUGGUGAUGUAUUAAUUUCAGUAAAUCCAUUCAAACAAAUUCCAAUCUAUGGCGAUGAUGUUUUAAAUCAAUAUAUUGGCAAGUCACGUAUCGAAUUAGCUCCACACAUCUACGCAGUUGCAGAACAAACAUAUAGAUCAAUGAUUAACGAAAAAGAAAAUCAAUGUGUUAUUAUUUCUGGUGAAUCAGGUGCAGGUAAAACUGAAGCAGCAAAGAAAAUUAUGCAUUACAUUGCACAAGUUAGCGGUGAACAAGGUGGUGUAUCAAAUCAAAAGGUAGAACACGUUAAAUCAAUUAUUUUAGAAACCAAUCCAUUAUUAGAGGCCUUUGGUAAUGCUAAAACUCUUCGUAAUAAUAAUAGUUCACGUUUUGGUAAAUACUUUGAAAUUCAAUUCAAUCAAAAGAACGAACCAGAAGGUGGUAAAAUUACCAAUUAUCUUUUAGAAAAGAGUCGUGUAGUUUAUCAAUUAAAUGGCGAACGUAAUUUCCACAUCUUUUAUCAAUUUUGUAGAGGUGCAACCCCACAAGAACAACAAGAAUUUGGUGUCUAUGGUCCAGAAAAUUUUGCUUAUUUAACUAAAGGUAAUACUCUUGAUAUCGAUGAUGUAGAUGAUGUUGAGGAAUUUGGUUUAACUAGAAACGCUAUGAAUGUAAUUGGUAUUACAGCACAAGAACAAAAGCAUAUCUUUAGAUUAUUAGCUGCAAUUCUUUGGAUUGGUAAUGUUGAAUUUAAAGAACAAGCUGGUGAUAAAGUUACAGUUGCUGAUCAAUCAGUACUCGAUUUUGUUGCCCAAUUAUUAGAGGUACCAAGCCAUUUCUUAAAGACCUCAUUGGAAUUUAGACAAAUGGAAACCAAACAUGGUAAUCAAAGAGGUACUCAAUAUAAUGUUCCAUUAAAUAAAACUCAAGCCAUUUCAGGUAGAGAUGCUUUAGCCAAAGCUAUUUACGAUCGUUUAUUCAACUGGUUAGUCGAACGUAUUAAUCAAGCUAUGGAAAAUCCAAAUAGAGGUUUAAUUAUUGGUGUAUUAGAUAUUUAUGGUUUCGAGGUUUUCGAUAGAAAUGGUUUUGAACAAUUUUGUAUCAAUUAUGUCAAUGAAAAACUUCAACAAAUUUUCAUUGAGUUUACCCUUAAAAAUGAACAAGAAGAAUACGUCCGUGAAGGUAUCAAAUGGGAACCAAUUCCAUAUUUCGAUAACAAGAUUGUAUGCGAUCUUAUUGAAGGUAAAAACCCACCAGGUAUUUUCUCCAUUUUAGAUGAUGUUUGUCGUGCUGUACACAGUCAAACCGAUGGUGCCGAUCAAUCUCUCUUACAAAGAAUUGCUGUUUGUAAAUCAAAUGCUCAUUUUGAUACUCGUGGUAACGCUUUUUGUAUUAAACAUUAUGCUGGUGAUGUAAUUUAUGAAGGUCCAGGUAUGAUCGAAAAAAAUAAAGAUACUCUUCUUAAAGAUCAUUUAGAAAUUCUUCAAAUGUCUGCUAAUGGUUUCUUAACAGCACUUUUCCCAGAUGUUAUCGAUUCAGACUCAAAGAAAUUACCAUCAACUGCUGGUUUCAAAAUUAAAUCUCAAGCUGCUGAAUUAGUUAGCACUUUAACAAAAUCAACUCCACAUUAUGUUCGUUGUUUAAAGAGUACCGAUACAAAGAAACCAAAUGUUUUUGAAGGUGCUAGAGUUUUACAUCAAAUUAAAUAUCUUGGUCUUUUAGAUAACAUUAAGGUAAGAAGAGCUGGUUUUGCAUACCGUACCUUUUUCCAAAAGUUUAUUGACCGUUACUAUCUUUUAUCCGAUAAAACUUGUUAUGCCGGUAAUAUGAUCUGGAAAGGUGACCCUCUCUCUGGUUGUCGUGCUAUUUUAGCUUCACAAAAUGUCGAUUCAACUCAAUAUCAAAUUGGUAAAUCAAAGAUCUUUAUUCGUUACCCAGAAAUGCUCUUUACUCUUGAAGAAACUAGAGAACGUUAUUGGCACGAUAUGGCAUCUCGUAUUAAGAACGCCUAUAGAACCUAUAAAUCAUUCCAAUAUGAAUGUGCUAAUCGUAUUAAACACGCAUUCAGAAAUUAUAAAUUAUACAGACAACGUUGUGCCCAAACCAUUCAAGGUUACUUUAGAGCAUGGAAACAAGCUUCACCAUUCUUUGACCUUCGUAUGCAAACCGAACAAACAUUUAAUGGCAGAAAAGAAAGAAAUCGUUUCUCUAUGAUUUCAGUAAGAAAAUAUUUUGGUGAUUAUUUAGAUGUUCGUUCACAAACUUAUUUCCUCGAUGCUAUGGCUGAAGGUCGUAACGAAGAGGUAAUUUUCUCAUUCAAAUCUCAAGUUGUAGUUCAUCCAUUAUUAUCAGCAAACAAAUUAUCACCACGUUUCUUAAUUGUAACUAAACAAGCCAUCUAUUUAAUCAAGUUAAAACAAAAGAAGAAUUUAGCCACCUAUUUAUUAGACAGACGUAUUCCAUUAGCUGAAGUUACUUCAUUCUCUCUUUCAAAUCUUGUUGAUAAUAUGAUUAUGAUUCAUACAUCAACUCAAUUCGAUGUUGCUCUUACUUGCGAACUUAAAACUGAAUUAGUUGCUCUCAUUAACAAAGCUAAAGGCCAACAAUUACCAUGUAACUUUGCCAAUUCAGUUCAAUACUUUAAAAAGAAAGGUAGCAAUAAUACAAUUACUUUUGUAAAAGAUGAAAUGCAUAAAGAAAUUUUCUUCAAGAAAAAUCAAGUUCACAUUGCCUCUGGUCUCCCAGCCUCCUCUACUAUUAAUAAGGUUAGAAAAAAUCCAAGUAUCAAUGGUGGUAGUUCUAUUAAACCAGUUGCUAAACCAGUAGCUCAACCAUUAAAUAUUAAACCAGUUGCUAAGCAAAUGCCAGCCAAACCAAUGCCAUCAAAACCAGUUGCCAAACAAUUACCAGCCCCAGGUGCCCCAAUGCCAUCUAAACCAGUCGCUAAACAAUUACCAACACCAGGUGCUCCAAUGCCAUCAAAACCAGUUGCUAAACAAUUACCAACACCAGGUGGUGCUCCAGUUUCAAAACCAGCUGGUGCUCCAAUGAUGAAACCAAUGAUGAAGCCUCCAGGUGGUGCUCCAAUGUCAAAACCAGCCGGUGCUCCAAUGAUGAAACCAGCCGGUGGUGCUCCAAUGGCUAAACCAGCCGGUGCUCCAAUGUCUAAACCAGCCGGUGCUCCAAUGAUGAAACCACCAGGUGGUGCUGCACCAAUGGCUAAGCCAGCUGGCGCUCCAAUGAUGAAACCACAACCUGCUCCAAUGAAAAAACCAGCCGCUCCAUCUGCUGAGCAAUAUGUUGCUCUUUAUGACUACGAUAAAAUGCAAGGUGAUGAACUUUCAUUCAAAGAAAAUGAUAUUAUUCAAUUAAUUAAAAAAGUUGAUCAAGAUUGGUGGAUGGGUACUUUAGUAAGCACCGGUGCCAGUGGCAUGUUCCCAAGUAAUUAUGUUGAAUUAAAAAGAUAA
Messenger RNA from Dictyostelium purpureum, 3588 nucleotides. RefSeq names its product myosin IC (gene myoC). Gene Ontology annotation, cellular component: microvillus; plasma membrane; actin cytoskeleton. The record is from RefSeq and is a predicted model, not a curated record. Gene Ontology annotation, biological process: actin filament organization; vesicle transport along actin filament. The transcript has 3 exons. NCBI's taxonomy places the organism in Eukaryota, Evosea, Eumycetozoa, Dictyosteliales, Dictyosteliaceae. The coding region runs from base 1 to 3588 and encodes 1195 amino acids. Gene Ontology annotation, molecular function: microfilament motor activity; actin filament binding; ATP binding.